Molecule: messenger RNA, 1849 nt
Organism: Cotesia glomerata
Lineage: Eukaryota; Metazoa; Arthropoda; Insecta; Hymenoptera; Braconidae
Exons: 3
Coding region: 354-1847 (497 amino acids)
Source: RefSeq, a predicted model, not a curated record
AUAGUGAACCCAAAGAUUCACAAUCAAGCUCGGCAUCCCAAGUUAGUGCUGCAACUCAAUUACCCAGUAUAAACGAUGCAUUGCGACUAUUAAAUCAAUCGCCAAUUCCUUCAAAAAAAUUGAAUGAUUAUCAAUUUUUGAGUAAUAAAAUAAAUCAGACGUCUGACAGCUUGAAAAAAAUUUUGAACUCAACUGCUGACGAAGGAUCAAUUGAUGACGAUGGUGAAAAUUUUCGUUCAUUAAUUGAAAAGCUGCACGAUAAAUUCAAUGAUAAAGAAACAGAAAAGUCUUGAAAGAUACAAAUCUUAACCUUGUUACCUGAAAAAUGGGGUGAAAGACGUAUUUGUAAAACUAUGAAUACAUCAAGACAUUUAUCAAGAGUAGCAAAAAAGUUGGUUGAAGAAAAAGGUAUACUUUCAACACCUGAAACAAAAUUAGGGACGACAAUUACUGAUCAAAUAUUAUUGAAAAUUGCGAAUUUUUACAACGAUGAUGAGUAUAGUGCUUUGAUGCCCGGCAUGAAAGACUUUGUUUCAGUUCGAAAUGAUGAUGGUAAUCGGGUACACGUCCAAAAACGGCUUGUUCUGUCUAAUUUAAAAGAACUUUACCAAUGUUUCCGUGAAAUAAACCCUGCAGAGAAAGUUGGAUUUUCGAAAUUUGCUUCGUUACGGCCGAAACAUUAUGUGUUAGCAGGAGCAAGUGGAACGCAUACUAUAUGUGUAUGUACUAUCCAUCAAAACUUUAAGUUGAUGAUGCUUGGUGCAAAUGUUCAUUCUUUAACGAGGAAUACAGAAAAGUCGUUGAAACACUAUAAUGAUUGCUUGGACAUGAUAAUAUGUGAGACUCCAACAGAAAAAUGUUAUUUGGGUGGAUGUAACAAGUGUCCAGGGGUAGAUGAGUUGAGUAACAUUUUACUGACAUGUUUUGAGAAUCAGGAAAUCGAGAAUGUCACGUACAAGCGUUGGGUAUCAAAACCAAGGUGCAGUUUAGAAACUUUUAUACAGCCUACAGAAGAAUUUAUUGAAAACCUUUGUAGUGAAUUGAAAGUUCUUCUACCUCACUCAUUCAUUGCAAAAGAACAAGCUAAGUUUUUAAAAACAUUAAAGGAAACACUAAAACCAAAUGAAUAUGUCAUUAUUUGUGAUUUUGCAGAGAAUUAUGCGUUCGUAGUACAAAAUGCAGCAUCUGGUUUUCACUGGAAUAAUGAUCAGGCGACAGUUUUUCCGGUAGUUAUUUAUUAUAAAGUAAAUGACAAACUUGAACACAGAAGUUUAGUGAUUAUUUCAGACUGUAAUAAUCACGAUGCUGUUGCUGUUCAUGUUUUCAUCAAAAUAAUAACUGAUUAUGUGAAAAGUCUUCCUGAACGCUGUAACAAGAUUUAUUACUUUUCUGAUGGGGCUCCUCAACAGUUUAAAAACUUUAAAAAUUUUGUUAAUUUGUACUACCAUGAAGAUGAUUUUGAUAUUCCUGCUGAAUGGCAUUUUUUUGCAACUGCCCAUGGCAAAGGUCCGUGUGAUGGAAUUGGUGAUAUCCUCAAACGACUUGCAGCAAGAGCAAGUCUCCAGCUUGCGGUAGAUAAACAAAUAACAACACCUAUAGGACUUUACGAAUGGACUUCUGAUCCGGAUAACUUGCCAAAUAUCAUAGUCAAGUUUUCUCCAGAAGAAGACUAUAAUACAGCAUUGAACGACUUGAAUGACAGAUUUACAAAAACGAAACCAAUUUUAGGAACUCAACAACUACAUUGUGUAAUCCCCGACAAAAAUGGUUGUUUGUAUGUAAAAAAAUUCUCAAACUCUAAUGAACAUAGAAUUUGUAAAAUAUUGAAACGCCAGAGAGAACAUUAAUG